Molecule: messenger RNA, 789 nt
Organism: Cryptosporidium muris RN66
Lineage: Eukaryota; Apicomplexa; Conoidasida; Eucoccidiorida; Cryptosporidiidae
Product: exonuclease family protein
Exons: 1
Coding region: 1-789 (262 amino acids)
Cellular component (GO): nucleus
Molecular function (GO): nucleic acid binding; exonuclease activity
Source: RefSeq, a predicted model, not a curated record
AUGCCAACUAAUGUAUUUCCAAGAGCAUUAUCUGUGGAUUGUGAGAUGGUUGGAUGUGGUGAUAAAGGACAAAUAUCUGUAUUAGGUAGAAUAGCAGUUGUAAAUGACAAACUGGAACUAUUAAUGGAUACAUUUGUACGCCCUAGUUAUAGAGUAACAAAUUUUAGGACAAAAUGGAGUGGUUUAACUUGGAAUGAUUUAAAGGAUGGCGAAUGUUUUGAAACUGUCAGACAACGUUUUCUUCAUAUAGUUGAACAUUAUAGAGAACAUAGUGAAUAUGGACUAGUAAUAGUUGGUCAUGAUGUAAGUAACGAUUUACAGGUUUUAGAUUGGAAACCUUCAGAUACUGAAAUUCGUGAUACUGCAAUGUAUUAUCCUCUUAGAAGAAUGCUAGUUAAUUCUUUAUUAGAUCGUGGAUUAAUUAAUAAAUCACAAACAGAUGGAUAUAUUAGACAAAAAGUUUCACUAAAAACUUUUUCAAAAUAUCUCUUAAAUAGAAAUAUUCAAGAAGGUUCUCAUUGUCCUGUUGAAGAUGCUACUUGUACAAUGCUUUUAUAUUUGAAGGCCAGAGAUAAGUGGGAAAAUAUUAUAAAGAAUAGAAGAUCACUUUGUAAUACAUCAUUAAAUUCUGUAUUAAUGAGUGAUGAAGAUUUAGGAUCAGCAGUUAAUAAUUCUGAUUUAAAGAAUAUUAAUGACAAUUCACACAAUAAUAAUAGAAAUCGUUCUACAAAUAAUAAUAGAUUUAGAAAGAGACGUAAGAAGAGUAAAGGUAUGAUUAAAAGUCAUUAA